AAAUCCAGCGCCCACGAUUAUUCGUAGGGCUCCGGUUUCGAAAUACUGAACGGGGAAGUUUUGCAGAGAAAAACAAUUAACUUCAAUGGUGUGCGAGAAGUGCCAGAAGAAGCUAUCAAGGGUGAUCGUGCCCGAUAAGUGGAAGGAAGGCGCCAGCAACACCAACGAAAGCGGUGGCCGGAAAAUAAACGAGAUUAAACUCCUAUCCAAAAAGAACAGAUGGACUCCUUAUGGAAACACUAAGUGUAUCAUUUGCAAGCAGCAAGUGCAUCAAGAUGCCAAGUACCGUCACACUUGUGCUUUUUCGAAAGGCGUAUGUGCAAUGUGCGGUAAGCAAGUGCUCGACACCAAGCUUUACAAGCAGAGCAACGUAUAAAUCGAAGGGAAUAUAAGCUGGUUUUCAAGUAAAUUUCAUUACUACUAUUUGUCAUCGUUAACUCACCAACUUGACCAAAGAGGUUGUAAAAGAUCAUCAAAAUGUUAAUGUUUACUCUGUAUAUUUUCUACUUUU
Molecule: messenger RNA, 511 nt
Organism: Hibiscus syriacus
Lineage: Eukaryota; Viridiplantae; Streptophyta; Magnoliopsida; Malvales; Malvaceae
Product: cysteine-rich PDZ-binding protein-like
Exons: 4
Coding region: 86-376 (96 amino acids)
Biological process (GO): cytoplasmic microtubule organization
Molecular function (GO): microtubule binding
Source: RefSeq, a predicted model, not a curated record